AUGAUUCGUUAUAGACUUAAAAAUUUACGUUUUCGGAGAUGGAACUUGUCAUUGGUAAGGAAGUAUUCAGUAAUAUAUAAAGAUUCUUACCGAUCAAUACCAGAUUUUGAGACUUUAGAAGAUUUGAAUAAGAUUAAUUCAGCAGCAUUUGAUCGACUAUCAAAAGCCUAUAAACUUUUAAAGAACCAAAAACCUUUCAAAAAUACCGUAUUAGAAUGCCACACCAUCUAUAAAUUGGAUGAAGCGAGCUUUCUUGAAGAUUUAAUGAAAUAUCCGAGAAUCAAUCAAGACAUGAUCAAGUUUUUAAUGACUAAAUAUCCGAAAUCGAAUUCUGUGAGAUCUCUAAUUCUAGAUGAUUUGAAGACGUUAGUUCUCUCUGAAAAAUAUGAUACGUUUUUAAAUGUGAUAGGUCUUUUGAGAGAGAAAGAGGUGUCAAAUGAAAAUAUAUCAUUUGAUUUGCAGGGGAUCGAUUCUUCUCAUCACGACAUAAAGAGCCAAUAUGCCAAUAUUUUAGUGAAGCAAGCGAUAGACUCAGGAGAAAAUACUUUGGGAGCAGCAUAUGCCAUAGACUUCACAAAUAAUAAUCUAGUCAUGAGUAAUGAAACAAUUUCGAACCUAUUACAAUCAUUUACAUUCGACACUAACAUCAAUCAUACUUUUAAUUCUUUCACGAUAUUGAAGAUACUUCAAAAAUUAGUUCCAAAUAUAUCUGCUGAGCAGAAAUGUGUCCUAUUGGAUUAUUUUUUGGAAGCUGAUGGACCUCCUUACUUUGCUAACAUAUUUUAUGAUAAGUAUAUGUCAAACACGAUUGAGUGCUUGCAAGCUAAACCAGGAGUUAUUCAUAAAUUCAUUAGACAAAACUUGAAAUACCGAAAUACUAUUCGUGCUUUCAAUGUAUGGAGUUCAGCGAAGGAAAUGCAUAAUAUCUCUCUAACUAUCAGAGCAGAAACCAUAUGUCAACUAUUAAAAUGUUUAAGGGACAGUAAAGAUUCUUCGGUCGAACUAGCAGCACUGUCUGAAAUACCUUCCGAAUUAUUCGGUUCUGAUAGGUUGGUUGACUUUUUGCUUGAGUUCUAUGGAACUGAAUCAAAAUAUACUGAAGAAUUUGAAGCAUUGGUCAAUACUUUAUCGGCACCUUUGAGAAGACUGACGCUCUCUCUGCUUUUCGCUGCAUUUAUUUUCAAAAAAUAUGAAAGAAGAUCUGAAAGAGUAUUGCAAUAUAUCUUUGAAUCUAAAAAUGGUAUGAACGAGAGAGAUUAUAAUGUUGUUAUAAACAAACUUCUUGAGGAAGGAAAUCUUGAGAAAUGCAUUGAGAUGAUAGAAGCAUCUCCUGCUAUUAUUACGAGAUUGGCAUCUGUAAAUAUUCUCCUGAAGGUCUUAAGAUUUGAAGAAUCAACGGAGAGAGAAUCACUUUUGCUAAGGAUCAUCAAGAAGUUAAAUAGCCUUGUUAAAGAUGAAGAAAGCACUUAUCUUGUUACAAAAGAAAUCAUAAUUUACGUUACAAAGAACAUCAGCAACCGUGUGGGGAGAAGCUUAUUGACCCGCAUAACUCAAAUGGCCUCAAAUAACUCUUCCAUGUUACCUCGUCAUAGUUUGCUAAAUGUGGAUCAAUACCACUUACCAAAGGAAAUAGUUCCAUUUCUUAUUCCCUCAGCAAAAUUAAGGGUCGAUUGCUUAUAUGUAAUUAUCGAUCAAUCAAUAAUAGUUGAAGAUUUAGAGACCAUAAAAUGGUGUAUUGAAGAACUAAGACUAGAAGGUAUUUUAGUAAAGGAUAUUUUGAUAUCACUUUCAAAUAAAAGCCUGGCCUUGGUAGAUCAAAUUUUGUAUAAAAACUAA
Messenger RNA from Priceomyces carsonii, 1836 nucleotides. RefSeq lists its product as uncharacterized. NCBI's taxonomy places the organism in Eukaryota, Fungi, Ascomycota, Pichiomycetes, Serinales, Debaryomycetaceae. The record is from RefSeq and is a predicted model, not a curated record. The transcript has a single exon. The coding region runs from base 1 to 1836 and encodes 611 amino acids.